AUGCAGAAUCCAAAUGAAGAUACCGAAUGGAAUGAUGUCUUGCGAUCGAAGGGAAUUUUGCCUUCUAAAGAGAAAGAGGUAUCAGAAGAAGAAAUUGUUAAUAUGAUCGAACAAACAAUACAACAAAAACAAGCUCAAAAGGAUCAAAAACUGUCAGAAUUGGAUUUGGAUGGUCUGGAUGAAUUGGAAGAUUCUGAAGAUGAAGCAGUUUUGGAAGAAUAUAGAAGGAAGAGAAUAGCAGAACUGAAAAGGUUAUCUGAAAAGCCAAAAUUUGGAGAUAUAAGAGAAAUAUCUGGACAGGAUUAUAUCCAGGAAGUUAAUAAAGCUGGUGAAGGAAUAUGGGUGGUCCUGCAUCUUUAUAAACAGGGUAUCACUCAAUGUGCUCUGAUCAAUCAACAUAUGCGUCAAUUGGCAGCAAAAUUUCCAUACACUAAAUUCUUAAAGGCCAUUGCACAGACCUGCAUACCUAACUUCCCUGAAAAAAAUUUACCAAGCUUAUUUGUGUAUUUUGAGGGAGAUAUGAAGAAACAAUUUGUAGGUCCCCAUGAAUUAAGGGGGACAGCUCUCACAUGUGAUGAACUUGAAUACAUCUUAGGUGAAGUAGGCGCAGUGGACACCAAGAUAACCGAAGAUCCCAAGCCAAGAAUAAAGGACAAGUUGUUUACUGAUCUUGGAAAUAGUGACUGG
Molecule: messenger RNA, 687 nt
Organism: Brenthis ino (lesser marbled fritillary)
Lineage: Eukaryota; Metazoa; Arthropoda; Insecta; Lepidoptera; Nymphalidae
Source: the annotation of a GenBank genome assembly